Molecule: messenger RNA, 273 nt
Organism: Aphanomyces invadans
Lineage: Eukaryota; Oomycota; Saprolegniomycetes; Saprolegniales; Verrucalvaceae
Exons: 2
Coding region: 1-273 (90 amino acids)
Source: RefSeq, a predicted model, not a curated record
AUGUCGGCGCCACCGAAGCGCCGCAACUACACCGACGAAGAAGAAGAUCUCAUGCUCCUUCGCCAGGUCUCCGCCGACAUGCCGUUUCUCGCACGACGCGGCCUCAUCAUGGACAAGUGGGCAGCCGUCGCGGAAAAGUUGGCGGCCACCGACGACUUUGGCCGCCCCGACUUUGACGCAAAGAAGGCGAACAAUCGAUUCAACGCUCUUGCGGAGGCCCACCGCAAGGGCAAUCACUUGUCGUCACGAAGAAGAGGCGCAACGAAUUGCUGA